GCUGCGGGCGGAGGAGGCGGUUCCUGGAGAGCCCUGCCUGCUCUCUCUCUCUCACAUUCCUGGCUACGAUUCAAUGACUGAGCCAGACACAAACACGGUAACGCUCGCGCGCACACAUAUAUAGAAUGCGUGCGUGAGAGGCGCGUGCGUGAGAGGCACACACAGAGAGAGAGAGGGGGAGAGAGAGAGAGAGAGAGGGAGCGAGCGGGUGGACUGUUCACGGACUCACAGUCACAGUGUGAGAGCAGAGCAAGACACGGCGGACAGCGGGAGCGCCUCCUGGAACACGGAUACUACCUUUUACCGAGCGGAACUUUUCUUUGGCUUUAUGUUCGGAUUACGCGCCGGGGGAAUGGACAGUCGGCGAGGCGCACAGAGCGACUGGCCACUGUUCACUCACUAGUCCCCGGGAGCUCGCAAAAACUCGCUUCGUGGAAGUAAUGCUGGCUGUUUGAUGAAGCGUCUGGCAAACUCGGUUACUUUCGAACCACCGUGGAUUUACCCCCACCGAGCGCGGACGUACAGUUGUGCUUUGCCCACAAGAAGGAUAUCGCCUCGUAAAGUUUUCGGGAAAACAUGGAGACUGUGAGUCGGCAAAGCUUCCAGCCUCAUCCGGGACUGCAACAAACCCUGAAGCAGUUCCACCUCAGCUCCAUGAGCUCUCUGGGCGGCCCGGCGGCUUUCUCUGCGCGCUGGCAGCAUGAGUUGCUCUUUAAGAAGGACGGGAAGGAGCCGGAGCCGGUGCUCCAGCACCUCCCGCCGCCGGUAAUGCCCGGUCCCCUCUUCAUUCCGUCGGACCGCUCCACGGAGCGCUGUGAGACCGUGCUGGAGGGAGAGACAAUUUCGUGCUUUGUGGUCGGCGGAGAAAAGCGCCUGUGCCUCCCGCAGAUUCUGAACACGGUGCUACGGGACUUCAGUCUGCAGCAGAUCAACGCCGUGUGCGAUGAGCUGCACAUCUACUGCUCCCGGUGCACCGCGGAGCAGCUGGAGAUCCUCAAAGUCAUGGGAAUCCUGCCCUUCUCCGCACCGUCCUGCGGCCUCAUCACCAAAACGGACUCGGAGCGCCUGUGUAACGCCCUCAUCUACGGAGGCACCUACCCGCCCCGGUGCAAGAAGGAGCUGAGCGGCUCCUUGGAGCUGGAGCUCACGGAGAAGAGCUUCAAGGUAUACCACGAGUGCUUCGGCAAGUGCCGGGGCCUCUUCGUGCCCGAGCUGUACAGCAGCCCCGGCGCAGCGUGCAUCCAGUGCAUGGACUGCAGACUCAUGUACCCCACGCACAAGUUCGUGGUGCACAGCCACAAAGCGCAGGAGAACAGAACUUGCCACUGGGGCUUUGACUCGGCCAACUGGAGGGCCUACGUCCUCCUGGGGCAGGACUACACGGCCAAGGAGGAGAAGGCCCGCCUGGAGCAGCGACUGGACGAGCUCAAAGAGAAGUUUGACUUCACCAACAAGUACAAGAGGAAGCUCUGCUCCAGGAUGCCAGAUGCCAUCCCUCUGAAGAAGCCCAAACAUGAAGACGCAUGCCCCCCCUCCCCUGUGCCGGAGAAGCCCAAGCCCCAGGCCGUUCUGCAGGCCCUGUCCCAGAAGGGAGUGAACUGCCUCCAGCCCCGACAGCGGCCGUCAGCGUUCAGACCCUGGUCUCCUCACGUCUCUGCUGGGGAGAAGGAGCCGGCCAGCCACCCUUUAGCCCUGCUGCGGGACAGCUUCUACAACUACAAGAGCCUAGAGAGCGCUGUGGCCCCCAAUGUGGCCCUCACCCCUCUGCACCUGGGGAAGAUGGGUCCCAUGUCGCCCUCAGUCCCCAGUACAUCCCACCCCAGUGGAGGUGAGGCUCCCGGGGAGAGUGCCAACAGCAGCUGUCGGUCCCGGAAGAGGAGAGCCACGGGAGACAAGGGGCCCCCAGCCAGCGAGGGCCCCACACCCACUGUACCCACUGCACCCACUGCACCCACUGCACCCACUGCCCCCACUGCACUACCUGUCUGUAAAGCCCCUGCACUAGCACCUCCAGACGACAAAGACUCAGAGGUGGAGAUUGAAGUUGAAAGUCGUGACGAGUUCACUUCGUCCCUGUCCUCUCUGUCUUCUCCGUCCUUCACCUCAUCCAGCAGCUCAGCCAAGGACCUGAGCUCUCCGGGCUCCCAGGGGCCCGUCAGUUCAGCGUUCGCUUCAGAGAGCCAAGCAGCCCCUCCUUCUGCCACCCCAGCCGCACCCACAUCCACUCCGGCUCCGGCCCCAGAGUGUGGCCUAGAGUCGGACUUGGAGAGCCUGAGGCAGGCCCUGGACUGUGGGCUGGACUCUAAAGAGGCCAAGGAGAAGUUCCUCCAUGAGAUUGUCAAGAUGAGAGUGAAGCAGGAGGAGAAGCUGGGCUCCGCGCUGCAGGCAAAACGCAGCCUCCAGCAGGAGCUGGAGUUUUUGCGAGUGGCUAAGAAGGAGAAGCUGCGCGAGGCAACGGAGGCCAAGAGGAGCCUGAGGAAAGAGAUGGAGCGUCUGAGAGCAGAGAGCGAGCGCAAGAUGAAGGACGCCAACGAGGCCCGACUCCGCCUCAAGAGGGAGCUAGAGCAGGCCCGGCAGCUGCGCGUAUGUGACAAGGGCUGUGAGGCUGGACGACUGCGUGCAAAGUACUCUGCUCAGAUUGAAGACCUUCAGAUGAAGCUCCAACACGCUGAGGCCGACCGUGAACAGCUUCGCUCAGACCUGCUUCAGGAGCGGGAGGCCCGGGAGCACCUGGAGAAAGUGGUCAAGGAGCUCCAGCAACAGCUCUGGCCCAAGUCCUCCAGUGCAACCAGCUGUAAGGAGGAGGCAUCAGAGGACACACCGCUAGAUGUGUAGAAAAUCUCCAGAACUUCACUAUAGCGCCACCUACACACUCCAACACGGCUCCUCCAGCAAGCACGGGCACCCAACCAAACUUUGUCCAAGAGGUGUUCCAACGCUCCACCCAAUCCCCUUUUUUACUCAUCCUGCACCAAGUUCUUCACUGUGACCAUAGAGAAGAUGGCGAAAUGAUAAGCUAUUCAGAUAUCAACAGUGAAGGUGAUUGGAGCAAAGCCUCAGGAGCUGGUUCGUGGACGAUCAAAGUGAGCAUAGUGAACAAAUGUGGGCCCCUGGACAUGUUUGGGCCCCUGGGGCAGUCUGGGCCCCUGAAGAGGACUGGUCUCAUGGAGGUGGUCAAUAGCACUUGAGAAGAACCGUGCCGAGCUGGACCAGGUCUAGUCCAUUUAGCACUGAACCUUGCUUUGGCCCUCAGGGCUACUACCACAUUUUGAGUUAAAUUAAUGUAAAUAUUUGUGUUGUUUUUUUUUUUUUUUUUACUCAUAAAGUGAAUGGCACUUUGACUCAUUGGAAAGCAGACAGAGAUGUCAUAUUCUCAGCGGUCAUCCAUAGACACCUGUAACCUUUGAUUAUCGCAGACUAUUGUAAAUACGAGGACAGUUGGGGCUCUCCUGUGGGGGCGUGAGGCGCUCGGUGGGGGUCCUGUUUGCACCACGCCAUCAGCUCCUCCUCAUCCAGGCACUUAUGAGUCAAACAUCAGUCUAUGUACAUGCAAAUGAUACUGUGCAGUGACGUCACGCUUGGGGGUUCUACAUGUACUUCUAUGGUGGAAUGUUCAUCAGUUACCAUGAUGCACAAUUAGCAAACCAUGCCAGCAAGGUGUUCAGGUUUCACAACAGGGAAUGUCGGUGAUAUCAACUGCAAAGUAUCAGUAGUUUACGAUGGCUAUGCAGAAUCAACUGGAACUGUGUUUUGGGACACUUAAAGCCAGUGGUGGCAAGACAAAUGUAACUGCCAUUCUAUUUACUACCACAUUCAUGUUUAGGUGAGUGAAAUGUCUGCACAAAGUGCAUAUGACAUGUUUUUCUAAUUACUACUUGGUUAGGUGGCAAUAGUACCUGUGGGAAAUAUUUAUCAUAAUUUUACAAGUGGCAGUUUCUGGGAAAAAAGUUGAGAAGAAAAGUACAAAAAUACAAAAGGUAGGGCUGAGUUCUAAAGCAGAAUACCCCUGCCCAUUCCAUCAACACAGGAAAUUCCAUCCAAAAUGCAGGGCAAUUUACAUACAAAGAAUGCAUUUUUCUUACCAUUUAAACCUUAAUUUAAUAAAAUGAGCAGGUUUGACAAAACAACAACAUUUAUUUGUCUUAGUCUCAUCGUAACUAUUGUGUAAUUUAGAGAAGUGUUGGCCUUUCUUAACAUUAAUAUUGCGCAAAACGUAAUAUCUUAAAUAUAAUUAUGUUAACUAUAUUCAGUGUUGGGAAGGUGACUUUUUAAAAUGUAAUCCCCUACAGAUUACAGAUUACAUACCCCAAAAUGUAGUUUGUAACGUAAUCCAUUAAAUUACUUAAAAUGAGUAAUGUAAUCGGAAUACUUUGGAUUACUUGAUUUGCUGUAGAGAAGCAAAGACGAGGAAAUCUUCAAAUAAGAUGUUUUGUCUGCUAAAAGAAAAUGAAAAGGCAGAGUCUUUACUUAACCGUAUUAAAAAUCUUAUUGAUAGAAGAGGAGGAGACACGGUCUGAGCAGCAUGGUCCUGUUAAAUCCUGUUUUAGACCUGGUUUAGUCCUAGUUUAGACCUAGUUUAGACCUGGUUUAGUGUCUGGCAAUGAGUGGACUUACCGAGGAAAAAAAAAAAAAGGGAUAUAGCCCAAAUAUGAAAACAGGAAAAUUCCCCCAUGUAAUCCAUUUAUUUUAACAAAGUAACUGUAAUCCAAUUACCACUCAUGGAAACAGUAACUGUAACCGAAUACAGUUAUUCAUAAUUUGUACUCUGAUUAUGUAACUCCAGUACAAGUAAUCUGUUACUCCCCAACACUGACUAUAUUUGAGUAAAAUGAGUACUUGUGACUGUCAUGUGCACUUUACUAGCUGGUCAAAAGUAGAAUUGAACUGCCAAUUUGGCUAGAUCCAGGUUAGCAUAACAUUUUGCUGCUUGUCUGACUUUUUGGAUUGUACUUUGUUUUGGUGAAGCAAAAGGAGGAGUACCUGAUGGAGGUGUUAACGGGACCCUGGUGGCUGUAGGGGGCGCUCUCCCUCGUUGGCGGGUACAUGCAAUUCGAAUGUACAUGACUGUCUUUCCUUUGGUGUUGUGUUAGCGUGGACAUGUUUGAUGUCUGUUCUUUUUCCAAUAGCAUUGUUUCUUUUGCAUGAGUUUUGCCAUACACGUAUAUAUUCAGAUAUUGGGCAUUGAUACUUGUACUUGUAGAGGUUAUAUUAAUAUGCAAUAUGAAUAAACAAUCAGAUCAAAAGUCAAACAUCAAAUGCUGGACAACCUCAAGUGCCUGUGGGCCGAAGGUGUCCAGGACAGAUUUGAGAGUGCUUUAUUUGAAAUAUGCAUGCGUGACCUUUUCUAAUCCCAUCGCUCAAAUUGGUACCAAACUUUUUAUAUUUGUUUUUACACUUUACAAAAAAAUCUCUCACGUUUUCUACAAAAAAGGAGACAAAAUGUUUUCUAAAAGGACAAUUAUGAAGCAAUAACAGUCCAUCUGAAUACAGAAACUAGCCAGUGUGAAGAAUUACAUUUGUAAAUAUGUUUUUUCAACUGGAUAAUGUGUAAGAUAUGUACAUGCUCUUUACUUUUUCAAACAAAUUCUUACUUUACUAUAGCUGUCUCUUUUUGAUGAUGUAACAGUUGAUGCAGUGAGACAUGCCACUGGACUUCACGGGGAGUCUGUGGAGGGAUGUCUCUUCCCCUGUCCCCUAUCCUGUCUCCACCUGUUAUCACGUCCCGUCGUCUUAAUGUCCACUUUUCCAUAUGUCCCUGUCCCUGUUGUCCCCUUACCCAUGUCCCUCUGCCUCUUAGAGCCUAUGUACUUGACUCUAUAUUCAGUUGUCCUCAUGGCUCAAUGUCCAUUUUUUCCAUAUGUUGAAAUUCACUAUGUCCAUUAGUCUUUUUCCCCAUACAUUCCUGUCCCUUACUGGGGGCUCUGUCUCUCUAAAUUCAAUUGUCCCUCUGUCCCCAUGUCUACUGGUCCUUAUGUCCUCAUCAUCUCAAUGUUCCCUUUUUUCCUAUGUUCAAAUUCAGUAUGUGCAUUUGUCUUAUUUCCCUAUAUGUUCCUGUCCCCUUUUCCAUGUAAGGGAUUUCCCAUUGAUCCAUCGUUCAGUUGUCUCCAUGUCUCAAUGUCCACCUUUUCCUUUGGUCACUGAUGAUUCUUUCCCCCAUAUGUCCCUUAUUAAUGUCCCUCUGCCAUGUCCCUGUAUACACUUUAAACCAGGGGUCUCCAACCUUUUUUUCUCCAGUGAGCUAACUGUACAAAUCAAAAAUGCCAGAGAGCUGCCAGUUUCAGCUGUCGCAAAGAAACUGAGUAAAUAUAAGAGCCACGACAAGCCUUAGAUGGGCAACAGUUAGAUGCUUAUAAAACAUAAACCACUGUCCAUUUAUCGGUGCACAAAUUUAGGCAUGAAAAUGAUACAUUUACAAUAGUAAUUGAUCAAAUUUUACUUAUUAUCCACAAUAUAUAGAAUUCAGAAAUCCCUUGGCGAGCUACAGGUUGGAGACCCCUGCUUCAAACCAACUCCAAUUGUCCCUCUGUUUUCCUGUCCACUUGUGCCUGUGUACACCAACCAUAUGUCCUAUAGACCCUCUGUCCCCAUGUCCCCAAAUCCCCCUCUUGUCCCCCCUCCCCAUGUCCUUCAUUUGCUCCACCCCAGGUCCCUAUAGGUCCCCACUACUCUAGUCCCUCUAGUCCCUCUUUUCUCAUGUUCUCCUGUGACAUUACCCUCUGUCCUCCUGUACCUAUGUCCCAAAGGCCAUUUGUUUGUAUGUAUGUCCAUAUUCCCUCUAUAUGACCUGGUCCCAUGUCCUUUUGUCCCUCCCUCUAUCCUCAUCCUUAGAGUAAAAAGCUUGGGCAAUCUAAUGAUAUCAAACGGAAUCUUUUUGUGAACCUGGGACAAUCUAUGGACACACCCACCUCCUCCACGCUCUGAGUGAGUGGCAGGUGCUUUCAGCCAAUCAGAGUGAAGUGUGAACUCUCAGUGGAAACAGAUUUACAAAUCAAAACUGUAAUAACAUGUUUGACAUAUCGCCCAUGCCUACUCCACAAACUAUAGAAAGUCUAUAUCACAAUUAUUAACCAUACAAUAUACCACAGCUUGGCUCUGCACCCCACCCCCUCUCCCGACCCCUCCCCAGCGACACAGGCCCCUCCCCCCAGCGACACAGCCUCCAUUGUAAAGAACUUGAGAUUAUGUUCAAAAAUAGCCGUGCUCAUAUUCAACAAUGACUGAAUGUACAGUGUAUAGAAGCAUAUGCAGAAAUAAAUUGUUUUGUCCAGAUUGUUGACCCAUUUGUGCUGUUUUUUAUC
This is a messenger RNA of Boleophthalmus pectinirostris (great blue-spotted mudskipper), 7298 nucleotides long. RefSeq names its product v-ski avian sarcoma viral oncogene homolog a (gene skia). Gene Ontology annotation, molecular function: SMAD binding; DNA-binding transcription factor activity, RNA polymerase II-specific; RNA polymerase II cis-regulatory region sequence-specific DNA binding. Gene Ontology annotation, cellular component: nucleus. The transcript has 7 exons. NCBI's taxonomy places the organism in Eukaryota, Metazoa, Chordata, Actinopteri, Gobiiformes, Gobiidae. The record is from RefSeq and is a predicted model, not a curated record. Gene Ontology annotation, biological process: negative regulation of BMP signaling pathway. Bases 577 to 2835 code for a protein of 752 amino acids.